Molecule: messenger RNA, 1146 nt
Organism: Drosophila bipectinata
Lineage: Eukaryota; Metazoa; Arthropoda; Insecta; Diptera; Drosophilidae
Source: RefSeq, a predicted model, not a curated record
GAGGAAACCUAAAAGACUUAAACUAAACUUAAACUUAAAAGUACGAAAAUGUUCCAGCCGGUGGUGCUCUUGUCUGCGAUUUGUUUUAUUACCGUCGCCCUGGGAUCGGAGGAAUCUUGUUAUCUCACUGAAGAGCAGGAGGACGACUGCGCGGCGGUCUGUCAUCCGAUCGUAAAGCCCCUCCUGAGGUACUUUGAGAAGAUUCAGGCCAAAGAAUCCCAGCUCCAAAACGACUACUCAGAGUUGCAGAAAAAGUACACGGACUUGGAGAAAAAGGGUCAGGAACAUAAUGGCCAGAUAUCUCAGUUCCAGAAAAACUACUCCGAUUUGCAGAAAAAGUAUUCAGACUUUCAGGAAAGGGAACUAGAGAAAUAUGACCAAAUAUUGCAGUUUCAAAAGGAUAAAUGGGACUUUCAAGCUCAAAUAGAUGCAAAGAAUGUGGAAAUCAAAUUUCUAAAAGAUAAAAUUAGUGAAUUAAAUAAAACAAAUGAAAUUGCUACAAAAAUACUCCGCGACGACAUUGCCAAAUUGGGCGAAAUAGUAAAGAAUAUAAAUUCGGUUAAUAGAACAGCCAGUCCAUCACCAACCAGGACAGUCCAGCAACUACCUCCACCCUCCAAAGAUCGGUGUCCGCAAAGCCAAAAUGAAACUGAGAUCAUCCAAGAAAUCCAAAUUCCAGGUUCCGAUCCGUUUAAAGUGGUCUGUUACUCAGAUGAGGAGAUUGGUUCUGGUUGGAUGAUUGUUUAUAACCAUUGGGGUGAAACAAAUUAUUUUAAUCGCACGUAUGAGGAAUUUGAAAGAGGAUUCGGAGAUGUCGGGACGCAUUUGACCGAUAAAUACUUUAUCGGACUCGAACGAUUGCACCUCCUGACAUCUAGAAAUUCUUAUGAGUUAAGAAUGAAUCCUUACAAAUGCGACAGCUUUGUCGUUGGGAGUCGAAGCGAAAGCUACAUGGUGAAAGCUAACAAAAGGUGUACAGGACGCAAAUUGCCGUACCUUAGGCAAGUCAAGUUUUCCACCUGGGAUCGAGAUGAGGAUGGAUAUCCCAGUAAUUUGGCAAAGGAAAUGGGCUAUGGCUGGUGGCACGAACCUCGAAGUGGUGAGUACUACACUGAGUUAAGUAUGACGAUCCGAAGAAAGGAUUAA